GGAGCGCGGCCGCGGCGCGAUGGAGGCGCUGCGGCGGCCGGCGCUGCCCGAGGACGCGGUGCGCUACCGCCUGUUCGCGGCGGCGGCGGCGGGCCCGGGCGGCGAGGCGCUGCUGCGGCGCUGCGCUGAGCUGGCCCUGCUGCGCUUCGCCCCGCUCCUGGCCGCCUACGUGUGGCAGCGGCAGCCGUUCCGCCUGCGCUACGUGCCGCGCCGCGGCGAGACCCCGGCGCACAUCGGCGGCACCACCGUGUUCGGGGAUAACGUGGAGGAUGAGUGGUUCAUUGUGUACCUGCUCCGGGAGAUCACCAGGGAGUUCCCGGGGCUGGCAGCCAGGAUUGAUGACAACGAUGGAGAGUUUCUUUUGAUAGAAGCUGCUGAUUUUCUCCCAAAGUGGCUGAAUCCUGAGAACAGUGAAAACAGGGUGAGUAAAACUUGUAUACAAUUGGCAAGGGGGCCACAGUAUGUGUACCUGGACUGUCAGGCUCAUAUUUUCAUUUUGUUUGAGAGAACAGACAGAGUGAGGGAGUUGAGAACGUUGUAUCCCGAGCGGAUCCAGGCCUCGCUGCACCGAGCCCGCUGCUUCCUCCCGGCCGGAAUCGUGGCCGUGCUGAGGCUGCGCCCGUCCCUGGUGGCUGCGGCAGUCCAGGCCUUCUACCUGCGGGAUGCGGGCGAUUUACGGGCCUGUCGGCGCCCCUUCAGAGCCUUCCCUGCCGAGCAGCGAGUGAUGGCCCUGGUGACUUUCACUCGGUGUUUAUAUGCGCAGCUGGCGCAGCAGAAGUUUGUUCCAGACAGACGCAGUGGAUACACCCUGCCUGCCCCAUCUCAUCCUCAGUACAGAGCCCACGAGCUGGGCAUGAAGCUGGCUCAUGGCUUCGAAAUUUUGUGCUCCAAGAGCAGUAAAGUAGCUCCUGAUGCCAAGAGAAGCGUGUUAAGCAGUCCUCUGUGGGAGAGAUUCCUCAGGAGCUUGAAGGAGAAAGAUUAUUUCAAGGGAGAAAUGGAAGGAUCAGCGAAGUACCUGGAGCUGUUGCACAUGGCAGAAGAUCACUUCCAGCGAUUUGUUUCCGUGCCAGAAGACUCUGAUGAAGUGAGCCCAGGUGAUGAAAUCCUGACACUGCUACAGACAACAUCCAUUGAUCUGAAGGAAUUUGAGAGAGAAGCAGCUAGUCUUCCUCCAGAGGAUGAUGACAGCUGGCUGGAUAUUGCACCAGAUGCUCUGGAUCAGAUGCUGCAGGAGGCAAGAAAGGAGUCCCUUCCUUCCACAAAUGAGGAAGAGCAAAAAUAUGACUUGGAAACAGUUGCUGAGAGCAUGAAGGCUUUUGUGUCCAAAGUCUCCACGCACGAAGGAGCAGAAAUGCCAUGGUCAUCUGAUGAAUCCCAUGUUACCUUUGAUGUGGAUUCUUUUACAAAAGCACUGGACAAAAUUUUAGGGGCGGACUCGGAGGAGCUGGAUUCUGAUGAUCUGGAUGAAGAGGAGGAGUUUGGUUUCUCAGAUGGGGAUGAUGCAGACCUGACUGCUGGGGAUCAAAGGCAGGAGCAGAAGGUGUCUCCUGAGGAGCUCGUGGGCAGUCUCAAGGCGUACAUGAAGGAGAUGGACCAUGAGCUGGCCCAGACCAACGUUGGGAAAAGUUUCGCCACCCAAAAGAGAGGGGCGAGUUCUGUUGAAGCAGCCCCGUCUGAGAGUGCUGGCCCUGACUGUGGAGCUGAGGAUGCUGAGCUGGCCCCCGUGGAUGUGGACAUGAACCUGGUGGCAAACCUGCUUGAGUCCUACAGUGCCCAGGCUGGCCUGGCAGGACCCACCUCGAACAUUUUACAGAGCCUGGGGGUGAAUUUCCCUGAGAACACAGAGCUCACUGGCAGCUGAGCCAUGCAGGGAGAGGCUUUGGACAAGACAUGGCUGUGGGGAGAUGAAGCACAGACAGACGGGCAGGAUGUGGAAGAAGAGGCCAAAGGUUUUAAUUUAGAGCAUUCUGUUCAUUAUGUGUCACUUCAGCAAAGUGAAUUUACCUGCAAAAGCUUUCUGACUGGACACUGUCUUGGAUGGAAAUGAGAUUUUCCCAGUGCUAACACAAUUUCAGAAAACUGAAAAAUUAUGUUGAAUGAAUUACUCAAAUGAGGUUGUCUUUUAUUACAAAACCUCUCUUCCAUUUUUCCAAUCAGUGAUCCAAUUUGCCACAUUUCUAAAAUGUCCUUUUACCCAUUGCUGAGUGGGUUCAAUAUCUGGGAAGCAGUUCCUGUUCUGAAAAUGCUGCUGCCUUCGGGGGGAGGUGGUGAAAUACCACAUUGUAGGAAGAAUCUCGUGGAUUUGGGAACGUUGGUGAAAUGUUGGGCAGACAUUUAAUCCUUCCCAAGAGCAUGAUGCUGCAUUGUAAGAACUUCUGACAAUUACUGUAAGAGCCUGCUCCUUAUUAAGCACAAGGUUUUGAACAGUAGUUGGAUCAAAUGCAUAAAUACUGGCCAGAAGCAUUUUUAAAAUUUAUUUCAGUAAAAACAGAAAUACAGCUUGAUUACUUAAGUUUUUUGAAGGUCUGCAUAGCUUCCUCAGUGCAGUAUCAGUUCUUGGAGUGAAAGCUUUUUCAUCAUUGAUCAUUUUCUGAAUGAAUUCCAUUAUUGCUGAAUGUUGGUGUCAUGCCAGCAGUAGCUGUGUGUGAGUCCAGGCUGAGCAGUUUGGGUUUUUUUGAGUGAAAAUGUGGCUAGAAGGCAUGUAGCAUGUUGCUUUCAUGAAUGAAAAAUGUAUUUUAAAUAUGACAACUUUAAUUUCAACAAGAUACAUUUGAAAUUAAAUACAUCGUGAUUCUUGAUACACAGACAGCA
Lonchura striata (white-rumped munia) is the source of this 2811-nucleotide messenger RNA. NCBI's taxonomy places the organism in Eukaryota, Metazoa, Chordata, Aves, Passeriformes, Estrildidae. The record is from RefSeq and is a predicted model, not a curated record.